Messenger RNA from Mangifera indica (mango), 1352 nucleotides. RefSeq names its product casparian strip membrane protein 2-like. The transcript has 7 exons. The record is from RefSeq and is a predicted model, not a curated record. Lineage: Eukaryota; Viridiplantae; Streptophyta; Magnoliopsida; Sapindales; Anacardiaceae. The coding region runs from base 458 to 1249 and encodes 263 amino acids.
GUCAAUAUUUUGCAUCUUAAACUUAGACUUUACAACUCUCACACUCAAGCUAGAACUUGCAUAAAUCCAAUAAAAUUAAAUUCUGGAGUUGGAAUAAAAUCAAUAAAAUUGAAUUCGAGGCGAACAAUGCUCGAAGUAGCUCGAUUGCAGUGGAAGGCUAGACAGGGUGCUUUCAUUUACAACUUUGUGUGAGAAUUUCGUGCAUCCAUUCCAAUCCAGCUCGGCAAUAAGAAAGAACUAAAGCAAAGUGAGACUACGGUGCUUACUUAGUCAUCAGACGGGCCGUUGUCAUCGGAAACGGCUCUCCCGGUUCGGAGAAUCAGACCAUCGGGAUGGUUCGCGCCCUCGGGCUAAAUGAUAAGCAUGCUUUAUAUAUGUCAGAAAGCUGGAGCUAUCCUCCUCUCAAUGACACUAAAGAGGCAGCUAGUUGGGUACAUGAAGCACUGGCAGAGCGUGGAUGGAGACUACAACUAUGAGGAAUCUGUUUAUAAUUACUGUUAUAGUCACACGGUGGAAUCAAAUUCUGUUUGAGGACACUUCUUUGAAAUUUGUUUCACACACAGCUCAUAUAGGCACUCAGAAGGAAGCUGGAUUUCUAUGGAAUGAGCUAAAUAAUUCAGCUUCAUCUAUCUCUCUGCAACAUAUUCUCAUGGAUUCAACAGUAAUCACUAUGACUGAAUCAAAGUCAAAUGGCAAAGGAAAGGCUCCUGCUGUUGUCGUGUCCACCGCACCACCUCCUGCAGGAGGGUGGAAAAAAGGUGUAGCCAUUUUCGACUUCAUUUUAAGACUAUCUGCCAUUGGCGCAGCCCUAGGUGCCACUGCCAUAAUGGGCACAACUGACGAGACUCUGCCUUUCUUCACUCAGUUCUUCCAGUUCGAAGCUCAAUAUGAUGAUUUCCCAGUUUUCAUGUUCUUCCUCGUCGCAAACGCAAUUACAAGUGCGUACCUUGUCCUCUCCUUACCCUUCUCCAUUGUCUGCAUCGUCAGGCCUCAUGCAGUCGGGCCACGGCUUCUUCUUCUUAUCUGUGACACGGUGAUUAUGGCUCUCACUGCAGGGGCGGCUGCAGCUGCUGCUUCCAUUGUGUAUUUGGCUCAUAAUGGGAAUCCAAACGCAAAUUGGCUUGCAAUUUGUCAGCAGUUUGGUGACUUCUGCCAGAGCACUAGUGAGGCAGUGGUGGGAUCUUUCAUUGCAGCAUUCUUAAUCAUGUUUCUCAUAGUGUUAUCUGGUUUUGCUCUUAGAAGAUACUAGUGAAGAAAGAAAGUUUGUUUUCUUUCUCAUAAUUGGAUAUAACUAUAUGUAAUAUUUAUGUUGCUGUGGUGUGAAAGUGUGCAGAAAGCUCUGUGAUUUUAAA